This is a messenger RNA of Fonticula alba, 1585 nucleotides long. Its product is annotated as pyruvate dehydrogenase E1 component subunit beta, mitochondrial. Bases 146 to 1222 code for a protein of 358 amino acids. Gene Ontology annotation, biological process: pyruvate decarboxylation to acetyl-CoA. The transcript has 4 exons. Lineage: Eukaryota; Rotosphaerida; Fonticulaceae. Gene Ontology annotation, molecular function: pyruvate dehydrogenase (acetyl-transferring) activity. The record is from RefSeq and is a predicted model, not a curated record.
UUUCGGCCGGCGUCAGGACCGGCCCUGCCCGGGCGCCGGGGGGCGUGUCGCCAGCAAGUCCUCCCCCGGCUCCCUUCUCGCCUCCUUUCGCCCGAAGGAUCCUCCCCCCCCCUCCUCCUCCCCUCGCACACCUGCGCAGCCCGCCAUGUUUGCCCUCACCACUCGUGCCCUGACCGCCCGCUCGGGCUCCGUCGCCCUGCGCGCCGCCUACUCCUCCGCUGCCAAGACCAUCACCGUCCGCGAGGCCCUCAACUCUGCCCUCGAUGAGGAGCUCGCCCGUGACGAGAAGGUCUUCAUCCUCGGUGAGGAGGUUGCCCAGUACAACGGCCCGUACAAGAUCACUCGCGGUCUGCUUGAGAAGUACGGCGAGAAGCGCGUCAUCGACACCCCCAUCACUGAGAUGGGCUUCGCCGGUAUCGCUGUCGGCGCUGGCUUCGGUGGCCUGAAGCCCAUUUGCGAGUUCAUGACUUUCAACUUCUCCAUGCAGGCCAUCGACCAGAUUGUCAACUCCGCCGGCAAGACCCUCUACAUGUCCGGUGGUCGUGGUGAGUGCCCGAUUGUCUUCCGUGGCCCGAACGGCUCGGCCAUCGGUGUCGGUGCCCAGCACUCCCAGUGCUUCGCCGCCUGGUAUGGAUCCAUCCCCGGCCUCAAGGUCCUGUCCCCCUGGAACUCGGAGGAUGCCCGCGGUCUGCUGAAGGCCGCCGUGCGCGACCCGAACCCCGUUGUCUUCCUUGAGAACGAGAUCAUGUACGGUGUCCCGUUCGAGGUUUCGGAGGAGGUUCUGUCCGAGGACUUCGUCCUGCCCAUCGGCAAGGCCAAGAUUGAGCGCGCCGGCAAGGACCUCACCAUCGUGGCCCAUUCGAAGCCCGUUGGUGACAGCCUGGCCGCCGCCGAGAUCCUGGCCAAGGAGUAUGGCGUCGAUGCCGAGGUCAUCAACCUCCGGUCCAUUCGCCCGCUGGACAUCGACACCAUCAUUGCCUCUGUCAAGAAGACCGGCCGCCUGAUGACCGUCGAGGGUGGCUACCCCAUGUUCGGUGUUGGCUCGGAGAUCGUCGCCCAGGUCAUGGAGAGCGAUGCCUUCGACUACCUUGAUGCCCCGAUUGAGCGCGUCACCCAGGCCGACGUUCCCAUGCCCUAUGCCGUCCCUCUGGAGAACCUCACCAACCCCGACUCCAACCUGAUUGUCAAGGUUGCCCUCAAGACCAUGAACAAGCAGGCCUAAGUGCCUGCACAAAUGUAUGCAUGUAUACAUGUGCGCGCGCGCGCAUCAUGCGCGCCCGUGCACGUACGCAUGCUAUCUUCCGGUGGGCUGAGGGAGCGGCAGGGGGGAUGAUGGCCCGUUCAUGCUCCCCCUCCCAGGCCCCAAUCCGAAAGAGGCAAAGGGAGGGCCUCUGUUUGCCCUUCAGGCUUUGCCCCUUCCUGUCCUUGGCCUGGCCUCGUUUCACAAACCGUCCAGGACCAUAUCUCCCCUCUCCGUCCGACGGCCAACUGUGGAACCGCAGGCGCGUCCCCUCCCGCUCGCUCCCCCCAUAUGCCUCUUCCACGCGCAUGUCCUUCAAAAUAAAAACACUUCCCAAGAGAGACA